AUGCCGAGAGGGGUGAAGCGAGGGCCGGCGGAGGGCGAGGCCGAGGUGGUGGUUCGCGCUACUGCGUCUCCUUCACAUACCACGCUAUUGGACGACAGUCCUAGCCAGCCCAUUAGCUAUCACCUGCUAGACCACGGCUAUGGCGCCACGCCACAGCACCAGAUCAGGCGCGAGGCGCCUACGGCACCGCCGAAGACGUCUGAAGCGGUGAAAAGAAGACUGAACUUGAGUGAGAGCAGUUCCGGCAGCCAGGGUCACGUGGUGCCCAUGAAAGCCGACUUCAAGACGCCGAAACAGAAACGCGUCAAAGUCCUCACGCCGUACAGUCGACCGUCCAGUUCUAUGAAAAAGUACACCGAACGUUCCAGGUUUGACACAUCAUUAGGUUUACUCACAAAAAAGUUCGUUGCAUUGCUGAAGUCUUCACCCAAUGGCGUCCUAGACUUGAACAUAGCGGCAGAACACUUAUCGGUCCAAAAACGUCGUAUCUACGACAUCACAAACGUUCUAGAGGGUAUAGGAAUAUUAGAAAAGAGAUCCAAAAAUAAUAUACAAUGGAAAUAUGGCGUGGGCGGCGCGGGCGGGGCGGGCGGCGCGGGCGCGGCGUGCGGGUCGGCGGGCGCGGCGCGGCGGCUGCGGCGCGAGGUGCGCGUGCUGUCGGCGCGGCAGGCCCGCGUGGCGCGCGCCGUGGCCGUGGCCGAGCAGGCGCUCAGCGAGCUGUCGGCGCACCACGGCGCGCGCGCAUACAUCACCUACGCCGACCUGCGCUCCAUACGGGACUUCCGCAACCAGACCGUCAUACCCAUCAAGGCGCCACCUGACACUCGCCUCAGCGUGCCUCAUCCUGACGAGAAGGGCUACAUGAUACAUUUGAAGUCCAUGUCGGGAGAAAUUGAAGUCUACCUCUGUCCAAAAGAACGUCCGCCUUCGCCUGCUACAUCUUCAGGCCCAUUGCCGGCGGAUCCGCUGUUGGAAGACAACAAGGCACUAUUAGCACCACUUAUAGCGUUACUGCAGUCUAAACCCACCAGCUCUAUCACUGCUGACUUCACAACACCAAUAAAGCGAGAACCGAUGAGUGAGGCGUCUUCGUCAUCGAUGGUGGUGUCCACGCCCUGUGUCACGGACCCCACGCUGCCGCUGGGCGGCGCGCUCGGGGCCCACGCCACGCUGGCCACGCUCGGGGCCAUGGGCGCGCUGGGCGCCGCCGGGGCCGCGGCCGCGGGGGCCAUCGGGCCAUACACCACGCCACACGUGACGCCGCACAAGUCCCUGACGCCUCACUCGGACCACUCCAGCCAACACGACACCCUCAACACACCUGACAGCACGGGCGCACGAGGUCGAUUACGUAACGCACUAAUAGCAGACAGCGACGAUUUCGCGCCCAUAAUGGGCGGCGGCCGCUUCCAGCUGCAGACCGAGGACCAGGAGUCAGAACCGCUGGAGUUGGAGCCGUUCCUGGCGCUGGAGCCGCCGAUGUCUGCGACGGACUACGGUUUCUGCCUGGACCACGACGAGGGGCUCGCGGAACUCUUCGACUUCGAGUUCUAG
Messenger RNA from Spodoptera littoralis (African cotton leafworm), 1554 nucleotides. The record is from the annotation of a GenBank genome assembly. Lineage: Eukaryota; Metazoa; Arthropoda; Insecta; Lepidoptera; Noctuidae.